AUGUUGGUCAGGUGGUUCCGCAGUUUCUUUGAGAGCGUGUGGCACAAGCUGUCAGCAUAGUCUGUGUGGUAUGUAGAUUUUAAUGGAUUUUUUACCUUCAGUCCUUUUGGUACGAUGUCCAUCUGUUUGCAUUUGGAAAGGAAGAUGAUGUCUGCCCUUAUCUGUACUACUUUUUUCAUGCAGUUGAUAGAUUUCCACUCCAUACGGCUAAAUGCAGUGCCUUGAAUAAUGACAGGUUUCAGAGUAACAGCCGUGUUAGUCUGUAUUCGCAAAAAGAAAAGGAAUACUUGUGGCACCUUAGAGACUAACCAAUUUAUUUGAGCAUAAGCUUUAGUGAGCUAUCGCUCACUUCAUCGGAUGCAUACUCUGGAAAGUACAGAAGAUGUUUUUAUACACACAAACCAUGUAUACCCGGAAGGUUUGCAAGUAAACAGAGCCAUUUACAGGUGAUUGAUUCUGAAGUACCCUUAAUGACUUUCACUUGACAUGUGUACAUCAGUGAUACAAGUUUAUAUCUUAUUCUCCUAACUCCAAACAUAGAAAUACAUGCAAACAAAUGCGAUGAACACACUCAGUAUAUCCUAAGCUUUGUAAUGAUACCUUACAAGAGACCUUUUGCAUAAAGCAUAUUUCAGAAACAUCAUAGUUACACUCAUGAGCAUAUUUUCAUAAACCAUUAUGGAGUGUAACGUCACGCGCACAUUCUGCUUAGGGAGAGGGUAUGGGGGUCUCUGUGGGGAACUGUGACUCUCCACUUCCGUGAGGCAGGCCGGGUGGCUCAGUAUCCUUGCUGCCUCGUCCUUCUCCCCCCACCCACAGCUUGACUGUGGACCACGGAUAACUAAUCUCUGGGAACGAUUUUCCAACCAGUUAUGUACCCACCUAAAAGUGGCUCCAUCUAGGUUGUAUUUGCCUAGUUUGUUUAUGGGAAGUCUCAGAAGCCUUAGGGCUUGUCUACACUGGCAAUUUACGGCGCUGAAACUUUCUUGCUCAGGGGUGUGAAAAAACACCCCCUGGAACACAGCAAGUUUCAGCGCUAUAAAGCGCCAGUGAAACAGUGCACCAGGUAGCUACGCCUCUCGUGGAGGUGGGUUUUUCAAAGUGCUGGGAGAACUCUCUCCCAGCGCUCUGCUGCGACGACGCAAGCCACGGUAAAGCGCCGCGAUGGCAGCACUUUAGCAUUGCCAGUGUAGACGAGCCCUUACUAAAGUCGUCACCUACGUGGGACUGACCUUCUCCCUGCUGUGCCUCCUCCUCGCCAUCCUCACCUUCCUCCUUUGCUGCUCCAUCCGCAAUGUCAGCACCUCCCUCCACCUGCAGCUCUGCCUCUGCCUCUUCCUGGCCGACCUGCUCUUCCUCACCGCGGUGACCCGCACCCGCACUCUUCUAUAUCACCCACUUUUAUUCUUGGUUUAAAAUUGAGCUGUGUCCAGAUCCUCUGUCAGCAUUUCUAAAGCUCCCCUCACUCCAGCACCUUUCUAUACCCUCAGCUGGACGGUAACAUUUAUUCCAUGCUCUUUAGUCCCGCAGAAAUAAUUAUUUACUCCCCUCCAAAAGAAAUCUCUCUGGGUGAAACCAGUCCCUCCCUUUCCCUUGUGGGCUCCAUCCUUCAUCAGCCAAAGGAACCUCGAUUUCCAGAGUCACAGUCCCCUGCCUGUCCUCUCUGCCCCCACACUGAUGGGCAGAUGCAAGGCACCCAUAUCUUGAAGCAGAUACAGAGAAGAGAACCGACACCCUCCAGGUCUCUCCCUAUUAUGAGGACCGGGAACUUGUUUAUGUCCCUGCUCCCUAUCCUAGGAUUCCUCACAGUAUCCAACAAUUUCCACGAUUCAUUUGGGAACUACAACCCCCAGAAACCAUCUUUUCUGAGUGGAGAUCAGGACCGGCCUGGUCUCUGAAUGAUUGAAAGGGCCAGCCAGCUUGCCCUUAGACAAGCCCUCGUAGACUGAAGAACGUAUUUUCUCUGGGAGAGAGCCGUAACUGGAGAGAUGUGUUAAUAAAGAGCCCUAUAUGAUCCUCACAGAAGUCCCCCCACCUCCAAAUUCAGUGUUUCCCUUCCCAGAAGCAGUGUCCCAGAGCUCUCUCUCCUCCUGUCCUCAGGUGGCGUGUGCUGUCAUUGCUGGCUUCCUACACUACCUCUUCCUGGCCGGCUUCACCUGGAUGUUCCUGGAGGGGCUGCACCUCUUCCUCACCGUCCGGAAUCUGAAGGUCGUGAAUUACACCAGCGCCAGCCGGUUCAAGAAGAGAUUUAUGUACCCGUUCGGCUACGGAUUCCCCGCCCUGGUGGUGGCUAUUUCUGCAGCGGUGAAUCCUGGAGGCUACAGAACUUCCAACCACUGCUGGCUCAGCCUGGAGAGAGGAUUUCAUUGGAGCUUCCUGGGACCAGUCUGUGUCAUAAUCCUGAUAAAUUUAACAUUUUUUAUUGUAACCCUCUGGAUCCUGAGAGACAAACUCUCCUCCCUGAAUGAAGAUGUGUCCACUCUGAAAGACACCAGACUACUGACUUUUAAAGCUAUCGCCCAGCUAUUCAUUCUGGGCUGCACAUGGAGUCUUGGUCUCUUCCAAGUCGGCUCAGCAAAAAUGAUCAUGGCGUAUUUAUUCACCAUUGUCAACAGCCUGCAGGGAGCCUUCAUCUUCCUGGUGCACUGUCUCCUCAAUCGCCAGGUGAGAGAGGAGUACAGGAGAUGGAUUAAAGGCACAAGAAAACCCAGCCCCAUAAGUCAAACGUUCAGUCCGUCUGUGUCCACUGUCGCUACCGACACCAAGGUGGUGAGUUGCGGAGAGCCUUCCACUUCAUCUCUGUGAAAUAAUCAUCUCUCCAACCAAUGAUGUUUAUCAUACAGCCGGCUUUGCUGUGCCAGUGGGGCAGUUGCCGGUUCUUCAUCCCAACUACAUACAAAACCUGGAAGGGGAAGCGGGAUUGGACAAAAUCCUCUCUCUAAUCCAAAUCCAAAACUCCUACUGAAUUCAAAGGCCACCCUAGGCUUUUAGCUGCGUGUGUCUCCCAGAUUUAAAGGGCCAGAUCCCAGGUCAGAGAGCAGUUAUUUCUUAGGGAAAGCACAACAUGUGGGGGAGUUGGGGGGUGGGAGGCGAUUUGCAGAGCCCUUGCGUGCUGUGUGUGUGAGCUAGCUCUGCUGUUUCACUGUAAUGUGUAAAUAAUAAAAUAACCUGCUUAUGGA
Chelonia mydas (Green sea turtle) is the source of this 3179-nucleotide messenger RNA. Its product is annotated as adhesion G protein-coupled receptor E4-like. Gene Ontology annotation, molecular function: G protein-coupled receptor activity. NCBI's taxonomy places the organism in Eukaryota, Metazoa, Chordata, Testudines, Cheloniidae. The transcript has 6 exons. Gene Ontology annotation, biological process: cell surface receptor signaling pathway; adenylate cyclase-activating G protein-coupled receptor signaling pathway. The coding region runs from base 2011 to 2805 and encodes 264 amino acids. The record is from RefSeq and is a predicted model, not a curated record. Gene Ontology annotation, cellular component: membrane.